GGAGGGGACCCGUCUGCCUUCCGCUUCUGGGGCUGGAUUGACACACAAUGAGGAGCAGAGAGGCCGGGGAGACGCUCCACCAACGCCGCUGUAAAUAAUUACAACAAUCACAGAGGCCGGAGAAACAUGGAGAACCAGUGCACGGUGCAGGUGAAGCUGGAGUUGGGCCACAGAGCUCAGCUGAAGAAGAAAGUGACAUCAGAAGGCUUCACCCACGACUGGAUGGUUUUUGUCCGAGGGCCAGAAACCGGCGACAUCCAGCACUUUGUAGAGAGGGUCGUCUUCCGCCUGCAUGACAGCUUCCCCAAACCCAAGAGAGUAUGCAAGGAGCCGCCGUACAAAGUGGAGGAAUCGGGCUAUGCAGGCUUCAUCAUGCCCAUCGAGGUCUACUUUAAGAACAAGGAGGAGCCAAAAAAAGUCAUCUUCAACUACGACCUGUUCCUCAACCUGGAGGGUAACCCUCCUGUCAACCACCUGCGCUGUGAGAAGCUCACCUUCAACAACCCCACCAAAGAAUUCAGGAAAAAGCUCAUCAAGGCUGGAGGGAUACUGGUGGUCCCUGAGGGGGCUGAAGCCGUGUCGAGGCCCAGUCCGGACUACCCAAUGCUUCCCACCAUCCCCCUCUCAGCCUUCUCAGACCCCAAAAAGACAAAGACCUCUCAUGUAUCAAAGGAACCCAGCAAAGAAGGAAGUGGCGGCAGCAGCAAAGGACCCAAACCACACAAACUGACCAAGGAGCACCGUGAACGGUCGAGAAAAGACUCUGAGAGCAAAGGCUCAUCCAAAGGAGACGACCGUGAUGGAAGCAGCAAAAGCGGGCGUGAUCCCUCCUCCUCCUCAUCUUCGAAAAAGCCCUCCGAGAUCAAAGUGAAGGACGAAGUCAAAGUUCAGCCCAAGGCGGCCUUCAAGGAACCCAAACUCACCCUGAAGGAGUCAAAGAUGGACGGCAUGUCCCCCAAAGGAGGGGGGGCAGGUAGCGGAGGGGGAGGCGGCGGCGGAGGAGGAGGAGCUAUAGAGGCCAAAGCUCCAGGGAAGCGACCGUCCGCCGUGGAGUCGCCCAAACCCAGCGCCAAGAAACAGAAGAAGGGUGGGUCGGAUGGGCUGAAGGGGCCGACCGGCGGGGCGUUCACUGGAACCUCUCCUCGCGUCUCUUCAUCCUCUGCGGUCAGUCAGUCCUACAGCGAGAAGAAACCUUCCAAGGAGAAAGGUCGCUGGCCCAGGAGCAAAAACGACAGCCAGGAGCUGAAGGAGCUCAAGAAGCCUCCAGAGUCGGAGGAGUCCAACUCUGAGGAUGAAGCAUCAUCAAAGUCAGAGCAGUCGGCUCCGUCUAGCGCUUCCGUUUCUACGUCUAGUUCUGAUUCCAGUUCAGACUCAGACUUCGAGCCGGAACAAAAACAAGGGCAAGGCCCCCUGAGGUCCAUGGUGGAGGAGAUCCAGUCGGAAGAGUCGGACGAUGACGACAGCAGCUCAGAGGAAGAGACGCCCGUCAAAACCAACCCCCCCAACCGCGACUCUCGACUAAGCCUGGACAGCGAGAGUGACAGCAGCGACGGCUCGCACCGCCCCAGUCGAGACCCUGCCCCACCCCCACAGAAACACAGCUCAUCCAACAACAAAGUGGUCCGAAAAAGUCCUGAUUCCUCUUUUCGCUCUGAGAAGGUGAUGAAGAAGGGAUACGACAAGGUAGGAAGGGCCUACACAGAGGAACUGGUGGAUCUCCACCGCAGACUGAUGGCGUUAAGGGAGCGAAAUGUCCUGCAGCAGAUUGUCAACCUGAUCGAGGAGACCGGCCACUUUAACGUGACGAACACCACCUUUGACUUUGACCUCUUUUCACUGGACGAGUCCACCGUCCGCAAACUACAGAGCUACCUGGAGGCGACGGCCACGUGACAGGAAGCAGGGGGGGGCGGCGGCGCGUGGACGUCGGCGGCAGAGGUAGCCUCGCCAUCACGGCCGCUCUUUGCGGAAGAGAUGAGCAGAAGCGUCUGCCGCAGCCUCUUCACAAGCCUGACUGGAGCAUCGAACAACCACACCGCAGAGCAGAAACACACAAACAGUCGCAAGCACACAGCACCACCUUCACGUGACCCCGGGGAGGAAGCAGGAGGAGGGGGAGGAGCAGGAGGCUGGUGUGUGAGGAAAAACCAGAGCGUCUGACCUCCGUCUGGUCAGGAUUUUCACUACACUCACUUCGGAUCUGUGCCGAGCUGUGGAACCCCCACCCCCCUCCUUGCACUUAUACUGCUCCCGCCUUCGAAGACCUCAUAUCCACCUCCUUUUCUUUCUCUUCUUCUUUUCAUGCACACUCCUAAAUUAGCAAAGCCCCACUCCAGCUCCUUCCUUCCCCCACGCUGUCAGCUGGAGCUCGUUUCUCCUCCAUCACACUCCUGAGUUGAGUUUGAGAGCAGUUUGUGAGUCUGUCAGAGCCGUGCCGCUGAGCUUCAGGAGGUCGCGUUGUCUUUGUGGUUUCUGAUUCUUCGAAUGUGAAACUUGAGCACAAACAGCCGGUCGCAUUUCUCCCACCAGCCACUCUGCCCCACUAACCCCCAGGUUGACAUUAUUAGUUUAUAAGCACUGAAAAAUGACUUUAAUUUACUUCUUCCUUUAGCCUCUCAUCAGUUAUGAUUUCAGUAAGUCAAAAAUAUUUUCUUUUUUAACUAUACAACCCUUUUAAGGGCGAAUUGGACUCUUCUUACCUCUGCAGGUUAAUUAAAUUAGGACAAGGAUGACCCUGAAAGUGGCAAAUGCAUUUGUUUUAAAUUUAAGAAAUGGUUCCUCAUGUUAUAAACAUGAAACAUCAAGGCCAGAUUUUUACAGUGGCAGAGUGCUGAACAGUGUCUCUCUGUAGAUAAAGGUUUUAUCUUGCUUGAAAAAUAGCUUAAAAACUAAGUUAAUUCAGAAAUCGAAUGAAAUGGCAAGAAAGCAAGUUUCUAAAAAACUUGCUUUCUCCAUGGCUCCAGGCAAACACUUUCCUGAUAUCUCUCUAUCCUUUCUUUAGUCCUUCUUUACCUUUUAAACAUGUAUUUUUUAUUUUAUUUUCCAGCAAGUAGAAGCUUUGCUGACAUAUCUCUUAUACUAGAACAAAUUUAAAAUAAUUUACCAAAUAAAGUCUAAUAAAUCCCUUUUUUCAGUCUAUAAAAGCAUCAACCAACAUUAUGCACUUUGAUGCCUUUUAUUUUUUAAGUUGACUGUAAAUCAGAUAAAAUGGAGGGGUGGAUGCUUGGAUGCCAUCUGAUCAGUGCAUCUCCAGUGUUUCUUUUACCGAACGAGCGACUCGGUAAAGCUUUUUUUUUAAAUCGGCUUGUUUUAGUCUUAGAGAUGGAUCAUUGUUAGCAGAUUUUCCUUCGAUUGGCUCUGACUGACGGUCGAUUAAAUACGAAUUAACUUCAACUUUGGUUGAAACUUUCAGGUCAAACCUGAAGCCUUUUCUUUUCUUUCCACAUUUCAAAUGUCAAAGUGGACAAAGUCCUCAUAAAUCCUGUAGAAAUGAACCCAGUGAUUGAAAAGUUCUGCUCAGAGCUUAGUUUCCUCAUUGCUGUAAAGUUUUCAGUGCUUGUAAACACGGUGAGGAGGGGGAAGAAAAAAUGGUUCCUGUGGUCUGAGACCUCCACUCUCUGUACUUUUGAGAAGAUGUUUUGUUGAGCGUCUUUGCUGCAGAAUGCUGAACCUUGACCCCCAACACACAGAUCCCCCCCCCAUCAUGUUUUGCAUGUGUUGAAGGGCUGAAAUGCUCGCGACCACAGCAGUGGAGGAUCGCUCCUGCAUUUGCCUUCCAGGUGGGGUUAGGUUCUAGUGGGGGUUUAAUAAAGACAUAAAAGUAGCCAUAAUUGUUUUUCCUAAAUCCAAAAUAAGGGGGAGGGGGCAGCUUCCCUUUUUCUUUUUUUUCUUCUUUUACAUUUUAUUUUUCUACGAAUGCAUUUUCUGUAUUUAUUCCCAAGAUAACCUGUGAGCUCUGAAUGUAUAUUGCUCUUAGUUUUUUACGGCUUGUAACAGCCCCACUCCAGUGCCUUUUUCUGCAGUGCAUAGCACCAAGCGGGGGGGAGAGGGGGGGGGGCUUUGCUAGUUUUGCUCAUACAGAUAAAAAACAACCCUCCCCUUUACAAUGACCCCCCCUCCUGCCUCCCCGAGUGUCGUACAGGAUGCCUGUAUACCCAGUAUUGUCUUAAUGGUUUCCAUCUUCUCCUCCUCUGAUCUCUGGUCCUUUUAUCCAGAAUAUCCGUGUCGGUCCGACCUGAUAAUUGAUGCUUCUGGUGGUUGGCGUUCAGCUUUUUGUUUAAAAGAGAAAUGUCAGGAUACUGUGGUAGUUUCUCGCUUUAAUUAGCUCUGCUUUGUUUGUCAUUGUCGAUGAAAGGCCGCUCGCUCCCUCCUCUGCUGUUUGAACGGCGGCGCAUUUGAUCCAUGGAAGCUGGGCACUAAAAACCAUAACAGUGGGGUAAAAAAGGAGCCCCUCCACCCCCUCUGCUCCACUUUGUUUACACGCCCCUGGAACUUGCUCAAGUUUAUGCCGGUUACAGCUACAAACUAAUAACUAUUCUAUUGGGAUUUUACAGCUCGGUCAGACAUAAGCGGUAUUAAUUGUGAAGUGCAAGGAAAAAGAUCUCUGCACUCUGUUCUUUAAAAUAAAAGCUGAGCCCUGCAAGAUGGCGUUUUUAUUUUUAAGACUGUUGGAUUUAGAUUGCAGCGAUACUUUAACCUGAACCGUCCUAGUGAGGUUUAGAGUUUCUAUUGCUGCUGAAGGAAAAUAUCCCUCAGCAUGAUGCUGCCACUGCCAUGAUGGGGUAUAUCCAGCAGCUUUUCCAUGAAGUGCAGGUCAAUAGUUCUACCCUCAGCCGAUUGCACCUUGGCAUUGGAUCCAUGCAGCUCUUCCAGUUAUGAGGCUCUGGGCUCCUCCUGCCUAGCCUGAUGGACGGACAGACUGUUUGCAGUUAAGCUUUCUUCUCAAACAAACCUCUGAAGGUGUCCCAGAGUCGCUAGAGUCUUAACGAGAUUAGAUUAGAUUUACAGGAUGACUCUUUCUACUCACUGGGUGGUUUUUGGAGCUAAACUGGGUCAAUAAAGUUUAUUAAAAGAAAAAUAAUUUGAAGCUUAAAAAUGAUAGUUAUUUAAAACUAUAAAAAUUAUUUAGGUACUGGGAAAAAAAUAAAGAACGCGGGGGAAAAAAAUUUAAUCUGAAGAUAAAAAGACAAGGUUGGAAAUUGUAACAAAAUCUCCCACAGUCGCUGAAUGCAACAUCUUAAAAAUAAAUCUUAGAUCUCGUUUCAAAUAUUUAUUUAGUUUUAAAGUUUAAAAAUAUUUGUCAGUUUUAAUUCUUUUUUUUUUUUUCAAAUACAUUUCUGUGUUAAAUCUUAUUUAUUUUUUUUUAACUGGAAAAUAUAUUUUAGAAAAAAAAAAAGUUUGGCUCCAGUUUAGCUCCAUGCUAAUUGGCCUGAAUUUUAGUUAAGGGCUUCAGCAACGGUGGCAUAAUUACAAAAGCAUGCCACACUUUUCAGAUUCUUAUUUUAGGAGAAAAGGGAAAACCUUCAACUUCACGAUUUUUGCUGCAGUUUGUCGACACUUUGCGUUGUUUCCCAAUAAGAUAAAUCCGGCUUAAAAGUGUGGAAAUGUUAAAGGGGUGUGAAUACUUAAGAAAUGAAAUAUUGUCCCUGAUUAGUAGAGAUGAUCUAAAGCACAAAAUAAUCUGUGUGAUUAGGUGAUGGGAGACGAGGUCCGGGUUCCUACACGUCUUAAAUUAGUGUUUCUCUUUUUUCAGUUCUGGAAAACGAUUUAUUUCCAUUUUCUCCUGUUAUUGUAAAAGUGCUCUUUAUUACGUAUCAAGGGCUAAGCUGCACUGAAGAGUCAGACUCGCUUAUUCUCCACAUAAUUUAUGUAUGAGCGGCUAUGAGGACGUUAAUAUUCCACUUCUUUUAUUUACUAUUUUCUUUCAAAUGACCAAACUGCUGACAUUACAGGGUCCAGUUUUCAUCUACGUCCUUCAGCUUGCGUUUAACCUUUGAGCAGUUUGUGUUUCCAUCUUUGGAAGAUGAAACGAUGAGCUCCUCCUGCAUCCUAACAGAUUCUGAAGGUUGAGUUUAGGAGAAGCUGAGAGAGGCUGAGUCUCCAGUCGUCCUAAAUUAUAAACCCAUCAGAUACGCUUCUGAUCAGUAAACAAAAUGAGACGGGAAUCCCCCGAGGGGCACUGAGGCCUUCUCCAUCAGACAGGACUGUAUGAGCAGCAGAAAUGAGGCGUGGAAGCCAUGUUUGCUGCCAGGAUGGAGUCGGUCCUGGUUCUGGAAAGUUGUCUCGUAUUUUUUGUAUUUCACGUUUUUUCCUGCGGCUCAGUUCUUUUUUUUUUUCUCUCCAUCAGUUUGAUUCAGGCGCUUGCUGUGUUUUGGUCCUCUUUUCUCUCAGAUUAUCACACACACACCGGCCCACUGUGGGACAGCUCCUCCCCCUCCUGUGUUUUGGAAAGCUUUAACUCCUCUUUAUUUGCCUCCCUGCGCGGCUCAGGGCGACACGCUCCUUUUUACAGUAAGAUGAUAAAAAAACAAAACAACCUGGAUCCACGCGGCCUUACUCACCCUGCCGGUUUGCCUCCAUGCUGCCCCCCCACCAACCCCCUACCUCCACCUGCAGCCCCCCCCCCCCCCAACCCUAACUUUGAAGCGAACAUAGGAGAGAAUCCAUGAAGAACCUUCCUCUUUCCUCUGCACCAAUCUGAGAACUUCUUGAUCCCAGUUCCUGAACUCUGACCCCUGACCUGGCACUCAUUCAUGGGGGGUCAUGAUAGGAAGCCCCCCCUUCCUCUAGUCUACCCCCAGUUUUAUUUAUGGACCUCUGCACUUUUGGCUGUGAUGACUUCAGUACUUCAUUAGUUACCGAAACUGUAUUUUUAAGGAUUUUAUACGAUAUUUACAUGCAAUACUGAAUCAAUUUGUUUGUUUUUUUUUUUCUUUGCCAAUCUUGUUUUUAUUUAAUUUUGUUUCUAACGGCAUGUGAUGUCAUUAUUUACACACAAACAUGCCGGUCAAAUCUGAUUGAGGCACGUUAGUUUAUAAGAGGGAAUGAUCCCUGUGAUUUUAAUGUUUUAUGUGUUUUUAAUCCGUUUGAUGAAAGCUGAACACCAAGAAGCAGGUGGUUGGAAAAGCUCGACUGUCUGUUACCUUCCACUCCAAGUAGAACUUGAGCAUGGGCCGCCUAAAGAUAAAUCUAAUGGUUUGAUCUCGUAUAGGAUAAUAAGUCUAAACACAGAUGGGCUAAUUGAUUUUAUUUAGAAAAACAAAUAUAAAAGCGGAAAUAUUUUUAAGCAACCAUUGAUUGGUUCAGAUUUUUCUGGGGGGUUUUUUUGUUAUCGAUUCGCCAACAAACCACAGAAAGCCUUGUUUUCUGUGUGAUUUAAACAAUCGUGAUCCAACAUAGUUCAGGCUUUAUUAAAACUAAUAAAGAGGCUCCAGGUGUGAGUUAUCCUCCCAAACCGUGCAGCCAUUUCCUACCGAAUUGUCAAACCUGCUGCACCUUUUUGUUUCAAGUCUCCUCCAACAGGUCAGUCCUGAAAAGAAAUCGGCCUCAGCCGCUGGAAUCCUGAUCCGUGCAUCUGAUCAUCAAACAGUAAACUGAUCGUAGCUUAGAGCUUUCUGUGCUUUUAGAUCGCAUUGAACUAGAAUCAGGAAGUCAGCUGCUAGCAGCUAGCCAAACCUUUCUUGGCCAAAAUGACUCUUCUGCUUUUCUUUCAGGUCUGAAUAUUUGGGUUCUGAUUUGGAACAAAAAAAGUCGUUAAUACUAUUAAAAAAUAAGGGACAAAAAAAGCACAUUUCUAAAAAAGAUGAAAGCAGGACGGCUGGAAAAUAUUUGCUCUUAAGAUAGAAAUCGGUAUUGGUCUUUAUUCCUAAUGCAACAUGUUACUGAAAGAAAAUGAUUUGGAUCAUCAUUUAGCUUCCCAGCAUGUUAGAAUUUAAGCCUAAACGGGUCGAUAAAUCUAAAUGCUUCUCUAAGCUUUUUAUUUUUUCAAAAAAGGAAGAAAAAAAUAUUCUCAAAUGAACACUGAUCACCAAUUUGACACAAUAAAACGUAGAAUUGGCUGUUUGUGAUGGAUGGCGGUCAUUUUUUUUAAACAGCUUUUCUAGGAGCCUCUUUCAGUCUGUCGAAAAGACUGCAGCUUUUUUUUAAUCCUUUUUUGCAGCAGCAAACGUCUUCAAACAGGAAAAUGUUCCUUUGUUAACUUUCAGUGCUAAACUACAGUCAUCGCCCCACUAAAAGGUGGAGCGGUGACGGCGUUAAGCGGCCCAUGCUCGGUAGAAAUAACUGGACAAGAGGAGGAAACAAGAUGUUUACUCUGAUACCUGGAAAUGAUCUCAUCCUGUAUCAUAUCUGGUUUAGGAUUUGUUUUCUGUUUGUUUUUGUCUGAAUCAUUGACUGUAAACAAAGUUUAAUCAUCAUUUGAUUGUUAUUUUGACUGCGUUACAGAAGAAAUAAAUCCCAGAAU
Messenger RNA from Cyprinodon tularosa, 8461 nucleotides. RefSeq names its product MLLT1 super elongation complex subunit a (gene mllt1a). Lineage: Eukaryota; Metazoa; Chordata; Actinopteri; Cyprinodontiformes; Cyprinodontidae. The record is from RefSeq and is a predicted model, not a curated record. Gene Ontology annotation, cellular component: super elongation complex. The transcript has 12 exons. Gene Ontology annotation, biological process: regulation of DNA-templated transcription. Bases 127 to 1893 code for a protein of 588 amino acids.